Messenger RNA from Planococcus citri (citrus mealybug), 1492 nucleotides. RefSeq names its product Farnesyl transferase beta subunit (gene Fntb). Gene Ontology annotation, cellular component: protein farnesyltransferase complex. Bases 195 to 1373 code for a protein of 392 amino acids. The record is from RefSeq and is a predicted model, not a curated record. The transcript is spliced from 11 exons. Gene Ontology annotation, biological process: protein farnesylation. NCBI's taxonomy places the organism in Eukaryota, Metazoa, Arthropoda, Insecta, Hemiptera, Pseudococcidae. Gene Ontology annotation, molecular function: protein farnesyltransferase activity.
UUAUCACCAAAACACUUGGAAAUUUUUUUUUCGAAAACCAAGCUGCAAAAAUUUCAAAUUUUCAGUUCUUUUGACAUUUACGCGAAGAGAAGCACCUUUGUAAAAAGUAAAGUAAUCCAACCGACCUCAAAUCUACCGAAAAAUUGAAUCAUCAACUCAUUUUAGCUGUUCUCAAUCGUGUAACACAACUCUUCAUGGAUUUCUUGAAUGUUCAACGAAGUAGAACGAACGAUGAAGGGUUCAAAACCGUCACCUCGCAAGAACAAAUCAUCGUUGAAAAUUCCAUCGAAAGUAUAUUUCGAAUAUACGCCGAAAAAAUAGAAAUAGAUCCGGAUGCACCAGUUUUACUAGCUGCAGAACACAUAGAUUACCUGACUAAAUCUCUAACUCACUUACCGUCAACUUAUAUCUGUUUGGAUGCCAGUCGUACGUGGAUGUGUUAUUGGAUCUGUCAUUCGUUGAAUUUAAUGAAACACCAAUUACCUGAUCAAUUGAAAACCAACGUAUUUAAAUUUUUAGAAAGAUGUCAAUCUCCUCAAGGAGGAUUCGGAGGAGGCCCAGGCCAAGCACCUCAUUUAGCAUCAACCUACGCAGCAGUCAACGCGUUAUGUUGUUUGAACAGCGAAGAAGCACUCCGCAUUAUCAAUCGCGAAACAUUAUUAAAUUUCCUAUGGUCGACGAAAUGUAAAUCGGGAGCAUUCUGUUUGGAAGUAGAUGGCGAAGUUGAUAUUCGAGGAGCUUACUGCGCCGCGUCUGUAGCUUCGUUAAUUAAUUUAAAAACUGAUAAACUUUUUCAAAAUACUGCCGAAUGGAUAGUGGCUUGCCAGACUUACGAAGGAGGAUUUUCCGGCUGUCCAGGAAUGGAAGCUCAUGGAGGGUAUACUUUUUGUGGAGUAGCUGCUUUAACUCUUCUGAAUUCGAUGCAUUUGUGCGAUAUGAAAGCUUUAUUGAGAUGGUGCGUUAAUAAGCAGACUUCGUUCGAAGGAGGUUUCCAAGGAAGAACGAAUAAAUUAGUAGACGGUUGUUAUUCAUUUUGGCAAGGAGCUGUGUUCUCAGUCAUGUAUGCAAAUUUCAAUCUCUUAGAAGAUGAACAGGCAAUAUCUAAACAUUUAUUUAGUCAUCGAGCCUUACAAGAAUACAUUUUAAUAUGCUGUCAACACCCUUCCGGUGGUCUACUCGAUAAACCUGGAAAACCUCGAGACGUAUAUCAUAGUUGUUACACACUUAGUGGUCUUUCUGUUUCGCAACAUUUGCCAAGUAGCGAAGUCGAUGUCGUAGGUCAAAAAUCUAAUCUACUUAUGCCAGUGCAUCCUUUGUACAAUCUAGUUCACAAUUGCGUUAAAUUUGCGAUGCAAUUUUUUCGAAACGCUUGAAGAGUAUUAUUAAUUCGUCGAUAUUAAUUUUAUUCGUUGAAAUUCCACGUUUAAGUCAUGUAUUAUUUAUUAUUUUUUUUCUAGUGUAUGAGAAUAAAAAUUACUUUUUUUGUACUUAA